Messenger RNA from Armigeres subalbatus, 658 nucleotides. RefSeq lists its product as uncharacterized. The transcript has 2 exons. NCBI's taxonomy places the organism in Eukaryota, Metazoa, Arthropoda, Insecta, Diptera, Culicidae. The record is from RefSeq and is a predicted model, not a curated record. The coding region runs from base 22 to 582 and encodes 186 amino acids.
CGCAAGUGCGCGGCAACUGAAAUGGUUGUCUCAGCAACCAUCGUUCGUUCGUUUGAUUUAUCGGUCUUCUCAGGUUGGUGCUCAGUCUAUCUACGUAUUCCAUCAUUGUUUCUAAUGAAGAUGAUGCCCGUGGCUGGAAACAUUCAAAGUGCGAGGAAAAAUUGUCUUUCUCGAAAUUACCCCUUUCGUAAGAACGAGGAUGAGUUAGAUGAUGAGGAAAUAGAACUUCCGCCGACAGAAUACGAGGAUAACUACGCUCAUCAACAGUAUGAUAGCAAACCGGCACUGCGCAGGGAUUUCCUGCGAGAGAAUUUUCGGAAAAAAGCUACAAAAACUGUGAUGAAACGAGCUCAGGAACAGUACGAAACUAUUCAUCGGCAGGAGGUAGAGCGGAUGCCUCUCAAGAAACGGCCGGAUUACUACAUGUCAAAGGACCUAAGCAACGAACCCCAAUACAAUUUGUACAAGACUGAUGACAUGACUACGUUCUGGAGCUAUCGCUCGAGAACAAAUGAUUCCAAAAGAAGAAACACCAAUUUUACGAAGCCUAUUAGCGAACAGUUGGACCAACAAUUUGGAUAAUUUACAGCACUAAUAUCAAUUCUUUGUUUUAAUUUUUUUUUUCAAAUAGGGGGAAAGACGGCUUUGGCAGGUUUUG